ACAGUCCACAGUUGCACAAAGUAACAGACUUUUCUUACACAAGCCGCUGUUUUCCUAAUCCGGGGGGCUGCUAUUCGUUUCUGAAACCAAACAAAGUGGUGAAGGUUUAACCUUUUUGACUCUAAAACCCUAAACCAUUGAGAGAAGCUUCAAGAUCAAUCAAUGGAGGGAGGUCGAGGUCAAGCGGUGUGUGGUCAGGAGGCUCUUGAUCUGCUCAAUUGCAUCGCUCAAUCUCCAUACGAUCAAGACAAAUGCCUCCGCCUCAUGACUUCACUGCGAGAAUGCGUCCUCAACAAGAAGGUGAAGAAGUUUUCGCUAGCUGAUCAGGAAAAAAAGGAUGCAAAGCCAGCUUACAAGAAAGCUUGAUUGAAUUUUGUGUUGAGAGGAUUGUUUGGCCAAGUAUUUUCCUAUGAAUGACUCUACAUCCGUUCGUUAUCCUGCCCAUUGAUGUGGUUUAACAACUGUUGAGGUAAUAUAACUACAUAAUUGCUCCUUUUGUAUCUGAUAUUUGGAAACCCUGGCCAUAUCAAUAUUAUUUGUAAAGUACUUGGGCACAGUUUAGAUGGAUUGCUGGCUUUUUCGAAUAUCAGUAUAACUUUGCCUUAAGUUUAUAUCCUUAAGGUAAAGUGAUGAUAUUAUUAGAGUGAUGGUAUUAUUCCCUUCCAACCCCGUGAAAUGAAGGGUGUGGUAUUAUUAUGAUCUCCUUUGAAAGGAAAUCCCGGUUUUCAAUCAUGCCAUAGAAAGCAAUUUCUGAAGUUGGCAUUAUGACUAGCAAUGUUUUAUUCAGCAAUGUAAAGCCCUGAAAACAAAAAUAAGGUAUGUUUGCUUUAGACUUUUAAGUGAAACAUGGUGAUACAGCCAUAGUCAGAAUGCUAUAACUGGCAUCAGCUUCGAUCAACAAAAUCUCCUGAUCCUCACUGGCAUCUAUUCCUUCAUCCAUUCUAUCUUGGGAAGAUCUGAAUCAUGGAUGAGGUAUGUAAGCACCAAGGCUAGCAACAUCAGCACACAUGCAAUCCCUUGAUCAAUCAAAAUCCCUGAAGAGAAAGAAAGUGAAAACAACUCAUUGGUGACCAAAAUGAAUAUCAACUUCUACUCUCCGACCAAAUGGGUUUUUGUUCGAACCUAUUUUGAUUCUAUAUGUACACCAACAUAGUUACAUUUAGAGUACAGGAUUCAAGGUGAGUUAGGUUAUUACCGUCGCUGCUGGGGCCGGGUGCCGGAGCUUUAUCAGGAGAGGGAGAUGAUGAUGGAGAU
This is a messenger RNA of Fragaria vesca subsp. vesca, 1254 nucleotides long. RefSeq lists its product as uncharacterized. The record is from RefSeq and is a predicted model, not a curated record. The coding region runs from base 163 to 366 and encodes 67 amino acids. The transcript has 2 exons. Lineage: Eukaryota; Viridiplantae; Streptophyta; Magnoliopsida; Rosales; Rosaceae.